AUGAAGGUUGCAGUGCCAACGCUGUUGAAAGCGCUACGACAGGCUUCAACGGCUGAUGCGAUCUCCAAUGCCAUGGAACAGAUCUUUGAUCGUCUUAUCUCCACAUCCUCGUUGAAAGAAUCGCAGAAUCUGGUCUUUAGUCUUCAACAAUACCGGUUAUAUGACGGUAUGUAUCAAAAACUGCAACAAACUGCAGCUAUCUGUACUGAACCUUCAAGCAAGGCAGCAUACCUUGGGUUUGUGUUACUUCAGGAGAGUGUCCAUAUGUUAAAGACAAUUGACAUGUCUACGCAGCGUGACAUGUUACUUAAGGUAUGGAACGCCAAUAAGAACGUAUUAUCAGGCUACAUAGCAGCGCUUACUGCUGGAGAUGGACCAUUUUAUAAUGUCGUGGUGGACAUAAACAAAGCCACAACGACAAUGGAACUCAUAUCACCUGUGUUCAAGAGUGUCCUCAUGGACAAUUGUCAGUCAGAAGGACAUAAAGUUGCUGUGUUGGACACUCUGAGUCGCAUUGCAUGGCACUUUGAUGGACACUUGGAGGACAAGAACCAUCGGAUGCGGACACUUGUGAUUCAUCUGCUAGUACAAGCGCUAGAGCUCGUUCCGUACGCACAACUUUUGCAGCAAACUUAUGUGGUUCAUGUGGCAUUGAUAGUCGAUCUAUUGACAUUUGAAGCUCUUUACACUAAAGAGGACGUGGCUCUAGCAACUAGAACAGUGCGUUUUGUGCUCGAGUCGACGCAGUUAUUGAUUCAAAAGGACGUGGGUGUUAUAGCACUGUUGCAGCUAAUGGAACAGUUGGCUCGAACAAUGCCCGAAGCUUUUACGUGCUCGGUUUUCAUGACGUCGGCUGCGUAUUUCUUAGUAAAUAUGUGCGAGACACCGCUGGAACAGCAAAUGAUGCUUUGUCUACUGCAGCACAUAUUGGUAUAUGAACGCAAUGUUGUUGCUGACCAUGGCGGAAGGCGCAGAAUUUACGUGGAGAUACUGUUGUUGCCAUUGUCAGCGAUGCUUUCGGUGCAUGGCAGCAUCGUGUCGGACCUACUUAAAUUGGUGGUCGAGAUCACAUCAUUGAACACGUAUGCUUAUGAAGUGGAGGUAGAAAGCAGUGCGCCCCCAACAGAGACAUCAACUCAUGCUCGCUCGGCUAUCCAGAUGGUUGGUGAUGAAGAAAGCUGCCAACGUUGGCUGAGUUCUUUGUUUAUGUCGAAAGGCGCUAUAUCGGGCAACAAUACAGAUAAAUGGUUAGCAUUGCUAGUGGUGGCACUGCUGUUUGAUGGACGACCUGCUCUUCGCAGUGCUGCUGCUGAGUGUUUAAGUCGUCAAGUGAGUAAUAGCCCAAAGUUUUGGAAUGCUGACGUGACGAAAGCAUUGGUGGCAAGUUUGGUGUUUCUCAUUUCUCAGCAACCGUCAAGAAAUACCAAGGCAGCCCUAGGACAACGUCACUUUGGUGAGUGGAUGAUUUCGUGUUUGUAUUCUUUGGCAGCACUGGCGGCUACAACGACCGAGACAAUGCGUAUCGUACUUCGUUUGAUUGAUAGCAUGAACGGUAUGACAAAGACGCGGCCAAUGGCGCUGAAACUUAUGUAUGAAGUGUGGUUCAACGAGCCUCGAGUAUUUCCUAGACUGGAGACCAUGUUACUUGAACCAACAUCUUCAGACGAAGAUAUCAUGCGUCACGUUGUCAGGAUGGCUUCAAUAAAAACACUGUGCGAAAAAGACCCGGAGCUGGGUGUGCAGUUCAUUUCAUCCAUUCAAGGAUUUCUUGAAGAUGAGCUUGAGUCAGUGGUUUCCAUGGCCAUGGAUGCUAUCACCGCAUUGUGUAGAGGAGAUUGCUUGGACUUCUACGUUGCGUUCAAGAUUAUUGCGCAAAAAAUGCGCAAGAAUAAGGUAACUUGCGCAGAAGGGUCGCUUUUUCAGGAGCGAUUGUGCUGCUUUUACGCACUUGGUGGUAUCGAUAGUGUGGCGAACGAGAAACACGCUUCAAAGUUGCUGAACCAGGCUUGGGAGUUUGCAGAUAGUGAGCAUGCAAACGUUCGGAAGUCUGCUUAUGAAGCGCUGUGCAAAUUUCCUUUGGAUAUGUUGGGGCUCUGCGUGCCGGUAAAUGAAAUUGCUACACACCCGAGUGAUGACGAAAAUGGCGCCGCAGUAGAGGAAGUCGAGGAGCAACUGGAUGAUGUAAUGGAGCGUCUUCAAAACGAGCAAGAUUUAAAUGUUCGUAUCGCGAUUGAAGAGCUGGUGGCGAAGAUUAUUGAGCAUGAAAGUACGAAGCUUACUGUAGGCAUCGGUCGUGGACAGCGAAUGAAGUCUGCGGCGUCAGGGGUCCAGCGUCAACCGCAACGAACAUUUCAGCAAUCAGGGCCGGUUACGGUUGUUUCUGCUGCGGCUACUAAGGAGAUGAAGGCUCUUUUUCCUUCAAGAGCGGAGGUAGAGAGUUUGUUUCCUACAGACUCUUCGACAACUGACUGGAGCGGGUUUUUGUUAGCGUAUCAGCCGAAGGCUUUGAUCGACAGGAAAAACGUUAAGCGCAAAGACAAACUUGUACGUUUUGCAACGCAAAAUGUCGACGAGCUGGUAAUGAUGGUCUCGACUGUGCUUCAAUCUAUGGAACUUCCGUGGGCCUCUGUCGGUGUAUCAGGUCAUGGUAACGAAAACUGCAAGGUGUUCGUACUUAUCCAAGCUUUAAUGGAAGGAUGGAUAGGGUUUAUGGAGACAUACAUAUCUUUGCUGGACGAAUUGGCGGAGCUUAAGACGCCUAUUGGUGUUGAUGACGCCGAUGUCGCUUUUCGUGUUUUUUCAGAGGGCGUUACUAGCUUGUUUGACUUGCUGUUGAAUCAUACCUCAAACAAGGUAGGAGGCGCAUUGGCUGCUGGUGCGUUGGCGGGAAAAUUGUGUGAAUCACGACAUUGGAGUAACUCUCAUUUACGUCUGAAGUAUGAAGAAGUAGUGGAGAAAUUAUCGCUCCAACUAGCGUUGUCAAUUGAACAUGCUCGAGUGUUUUCGACUUACGACUGCGAUGCACGUGUUUCAUCCAUCGGCGCUUUGAUUGCUCUUCAGCUCUCAUUUGGUCGACGGAAGAGUGAGACCUGUAGCAGCUUUUGCAUUCAAUUGGCAAAGAUUGAGAACAUGUUUAUGGAGCUGUAUCACAACGAGUCAGACGGCCUGUUAGCUACGUGUGCUCUUUUAGGAUUGAGCCACAUUGCUUUUCUUUAUACGAAUGGCUACGAGCUGGAAACAUUUGAGGUGACUCAAUGGAGACACCAACGAGUCAAGCCAAUUGCUGAGCGUCUUAUGGAGUCGUUCCUGCGUACCAACCAUGCAAAGCAGUCGAAUAAGUCUUCUCUGUUCCACGAAGACGUGGUUUUUCCUCUGUCCGAGGUAACUGAGACGAACAAUCUAAUUGAUACAGUGUCGUCGAAGUUUAAGCAAUCUUUAUCGUCUGGUAGCAUUUUGUUGCGUUGGGCAUCGUUGAUGGGGCUAGCGCGUUUAUCGAGUGGCUUCUCAAGCAUCAAACGUUUAGACUGGCUAACGAAUGUACGAAAAGUUCUUACAGCAGUAUGGGAAAAUUGUGGGUCAGCCAAUAUUACCGCCGUUGCAUUGGGGCCCGUGUUGCUGCAUUGCGUGCUACAUAACUUGUCACCCUCACUAAGUUUAGAGACAUUUGUUACCACAUGCAAUCAGCGAGCUGCAAAAGCUGACGCUGACAGUCUCGACAGCGGAUUUCUGAUGAUGGCAGCAGCGAACGUGCUAUGCCGCUUGGAUUCUUUUGGAGGAUUUCCUAGCACUGUUCGAAACGAAACCAAUUUGACGGUCAAACAAAUUAAAAAGACUCUUGAGAACGAAAGCGUGCCAGAUCAGGCAGUGCACGAGCUGAUGCUACUUGGUAUCGUAAAUUUCUUCCACCUGAGUGGCGGCAUUGCUGGACCAUCAUUUGUCGGAGCAACUUCAGAUAUGGGUGCCAAUGUAAUGCUCACACUUGAUUGUGACACCAUUGUCGCUUUGGUAAAACUUGCUCGAGAUUUUACGCAGAGCGAAAGACAUUGUGCUACUGCAAGCGCAAUGCUUGGUGCUAUUUCUCGUGCAGCGGACAGGUUUUACGUUUCCCAAAAGAAGAAGUUGUUUGACGCCGAGGUUCGCGCUCUUCCGUCAGAUAAAUUGCUAGUGAAAACGCUUGAGUGGUUGCGGCAAACGAAUCCAUUCGACGACGAUAAUUCCUCUUAUGAAAUAUCGAUGACUAGAUUGACCCCAAAAGCUCGUACAGCGAUAUCACUGCUAGGAUGUCUGACAUCAGCGGGAGCUGUAUUACCAUUACUUGACUAUGCGUCACUGAUACAUCGUGUAAUGUUGCGGUUGUGCUCUGUUGAUGCAAGCGUAGCGUGCAUUCGAUUCGCUGCAACUCAAGGCAGCUGUGACGAACUUUUGGCUGGUAAAGUGCUCUCUAGCGAGUGGUUUGGCAAUGCAAACGCAGUUCUUCAGUCUGAGCUGAUGGCAUGGCUUGCGCUAGCGGCUGCCCGCUUUCCAACUGAUGUGCUUGAGACUCUACUGAUUACUAUUUUUGACGUUCUCAAGAAUAUUUGGCGUCGUGAUGCGUCAAGUAGCCGCAGCACUCUUCUUUUUGACAGCUGGACCGUAAUGUUACGCGACAUCUUACACGCCAAGACAACUCGCCGUAUUCCAGAGAGCUCUUUGGAAAUGGUCAAUAAAGUUAUCCUCGAAAAAAUGGUGAUGGAGCUUCCGUUUGACGUGCAUGUCUCCAUUUUUGUAAAGCAGUUUGCAGUUCGUGUUCUUUCAAAGUUAGACUACAGCGAACAUAGCCCAGUUGAAACAUAUUUAAACCCGAAUGUGGCACAUUCUUCAGUCUGGAGUUGGUGGCGAAGUGGCAUGUUCGUUAUCGAGCUAGCAAAGCUCGAAGUUUUUGUAGUUACCAAGCGUGAGACGUCACUGCUUUUUCAGUGGAUAUUGCGUCAUGACUUUAAGGAAUGGACUGAUGACAAUCUCGUUGACAUGUAUUUGCAUCCAUUCAUCGCGCAGGUGGGAGCUCUUGUGGCACAGCACACGACAGUGGAUGAAAACGUGUCAUUACUUUUGGAUUUGGUUGACACAUUUAGCCAAGCUAUGGCUUCACUUGAGUCGUCUGCUCACUCGGAUGCCAUGAAAUGUCGUGCACUCUUUGCUGUUAUGGCUUGUAUCCUGGCAUGGAACUCGACACUGAGUCAUGAAAAGUAUUUGCUCCAGACCUCGCGUUCCAAAAGUGCCGAUGUGGCUACUGCAAUUUGUGACGUACUUCCUUUUGGACUGAUUGCGUGCACACACGGCUCGAAAAGAGUUUCGACGCUAAGUGAGCGUCUACUUGUAUUGUUGCACGAAUUAACGAGGCUCAACGAGGACAUAGCAGGGAGAUACACACGUAUUUUACAAGUUUGCAGUCGGCAAAUGUAUCUAACAGCAGACAGUUGGCAUAUUUCCAGCACGACGGUUCGUAAGGUCAGAGAAUUAUGGAGUCUUUGUGAGACAGACUGA
Messenger RNA from Peronospora belbahrii, 5523 nucleotides. The record is from the annotation of a GenBank genome assembly. NCBI's taxonomy places the organism in Eukaryota, Oomycota, Peronosporomycetes, Peronosporales, Peronosporaceae.